Manis javanica (Malayan pangolin) is the source of this 2084-nucleotide messenger RNA. RefSeq names its product membrane spanning 4-domains A2 (gene MS4A2). Lineage: Eukaryota; Metazoa; Chordata; Mammalia; Pholidota; Manidae. Gene Ontology annotation, biological process: cell surface receptor signaling pathway. The record is from RefSeq and is a predicted model, not a curated record. Gene Ontology annotation, cellular component: Fc-epsilon receptor I complex; external side of plasma membrane; plasma membrane.
UGAUCUUCAGUGGAAAUCUUAUCUGUUUGACAAACAUCUGAAGCCUGAAGAUCGUCGUCAAUGUCGUGAGCCAAGCCGUCGUCACUGCCUGUCUGGAGCACUGACAGGAAGCCCACCAAGGCUCAGUGUGACAAAUUGUUCCCCACCGGGCAGUUCAUUAACGAAAAUAUGGACCCGGAAAACAGUGGCAGAGCAGGUCUUGCUCUUCCGAGCCCACAGCGGCCCCCCAGUGGGCCUGAAAUUGAACUUUCAGAAGCUCCUCUCCAUGACCCCCCCUUACCGGAGAAGGCGGCCCCAUCCCCACCCCACCGUACAUGGCAGACACUUCUGAAGAGGGAGCUGGAAUUCCUGGGGGUAACACAGAUUCUCGUUGCUUUGCUGUGCCUUUGUUUUGGAACAAUUGUCAGCUCCAUGCUCCAUAUUUCAGAAUUUAAGGAAGACUAUUUUUCAUCAUUUAAAGCAGGCUACCCAUUCUGGGGAGCAGUUUUUUUUGUUGUUUCUGGAUUUUUGCCAAUUAUGUCUGAAAAGCAACAUACAAUGUAUCUGGUGUGGGGAAGCCUGGGAGCAAACGCUGUCAGCUGCAUAGUGGCCGGAACAGGAAUCAGCAACCUGAUCAUCAACCUAAAGAGGAGUGUGGCUUCUAUGGACAGUUGCCAGAGAGUUUAUGAAAAUGACUCCUGCUUUAUGGCUUCUUUUUCCACUGAAAUUGUGGCAAUGAUCCUGUUUCUUACCAUUCUGGGGUUUUGUAGUGCCAUUUCUCUCACUAUCUAUGGACUUGGAGAAGUAUUCAAAAGAACUAAGCGUUCAGAAGAUCGUCUUUAUGAAGAAUUAAGCGUAUAUUCGCCAAUUUACAGUGAGUUGGAAGAAAGAGCAGAGGCAUCUUCUCCCACUGAUUGAUAAGAAUCAUGUGUUCAGAACAUUCUGACAGCAAAGAGUACAGAAAGCCACAGGUGAUUGUUUAAGGGGCUGCUAGAAGAAUGUCAGUUCUCUCCAUGGUCUGCCAAUUUUGCAUUUUGGUUUUUUCUCCAGAUGGCAGUGUUCUGUUUUUGUUGUUUCUGUUCACCCAAACGUCUCCCUUGUCUCCCAUUUGUAGAUAUGAUAGUUUUGUGUUUUUCUGGUUUAAUGCUAUCUCACAGCCAUCCCUUCUGGGAAGUCAACACAUACUAAGAGUUUACUAUGUGCAGUUAGGGAAAAUAAGAGGAAGGCUGGUUGAGAGUUGAAUUAAACUUAGGCUACUUGAUAAUAUUUGGUUUUUAGCCCUUUUUAGAGGUCACAAGCAUGACAGAUGUGCAUAAUAUAUGUCCCCUUGACAGACUGUAAGCACCUUAAGGGCAAAGUUCAUCCAGCAAACAUAUGCUGGGAACAAUUAAGUGCUAAAGUUUCCCACACUUGUCUCCUUCACACUGUGUACCCACGUAUUUCAUAUGUAGUGAGUGCGCAGCGGGAAGGCACAAACCACACGUCAUAAAUUAAAAGUGCUCUAUAAGAGAAAGGGAUCAUUAUGUAAAUUAUUUAAUUCAUAUAGAUAUAUAAACAUAAAAGCAACCUCCAAAUUUUAAUAAUCUCUAAUGAUAUAAAAUUUAAGUCCAUUCUAUCCGAACUCUAAGGAAGCUCUCUGAUCCCACUCUAACUUCCUCUUAAAUAUGCUUUUAUGGUUGACAAUCUCGUAUCAGCACCCUGGCUUGGAAUGUUCUGUCUUCUCUUCUGUGCUUGCUUGAAUUUCUUCUUUUUUCAAUUCCUAUCUUAAAAUUCACCUCAUUCUUUAAAUUUUCUUUAUGAGAUUGUUCCUCUGUCUAGAAGAUGAGUUUUUCUAACCAAAUAUACCCCCCCACAUACCCACACACAAACACACAUAUAUAACUAUAUGCAAAUAUUUUAUCUCCCCUCAAGGAUAAUAUAUUUUUUCAGAGACACAAAGUUUUAUAAAAAUCUUAUAUUGCCUGAAUCACCAGCACAUUCACUGACAUGUUUUUCAAUAAUAUUUGCAUGAUGGUUAUGAGAGUACACACAUGUUAUUGGACUGUAUGCUAAGAAUUGUACAUUCUAUUGUAUGUCCCUCAAUAAAAAUAAUAAAGUUAAAAAAA